CGAAUUCCAGCUACAGCAAAAUGAUCGUCUACGGCUACGUUGUAGCCCUUCUGCUAGUAACCGCCGAAGGGCGGGUGGUAUUAAACCCCCGUCAUCGCACCGGAGCCGUGGUGAGCAAUGCCCCAGCAUGCGCCCAAAUCGGAAGGGAUAUCAUGCAGGAAGGCGGCACCGUUAUAGAUGCCGCCAUAGCUACAGCCCUUUGCGAAGGCGUCGUCAAUCCCAGCACCACAGGAGUCGGGGGCGGUUUUCUGGCUACCAUCUACAACAGAACCACCGGAGAAGUGUUCAGCUUCAAUUCCAGGGAAUCGGCUCCAGCGGCUGCGACCAGAGAUAUGUUCGUGAAGAACCCGACGCUUUCCUCGAGAGGCGGACUCUCGGUGGCGAUACCAUCGGAAAUAAAAGGCUACUGGGAGAUGUACAAGAAUUGGGGCGGUGGAGUGUCGUGGAGGAGACUCUUGCAGCCCACCAUCACCUUGUGCGAGGAAGGCAUUACGAUGAACGAUAUAACGUUCAGAAACGCCGUGGAUUCGAUUGAGGCCAUUCGAAUGGAUCCUGUUUUGGAGAAUAUCUUCAUUGAUCGCGAAACUAAAGAGUUGUACCAAGUAGGUCAGUUGUACAGGAGACCACAGCUGGCGCGAACGCUGAGAAUUCUAGCUAAGGAGGGCGGUAAUGCAUUGUAUGAAGGUUCUUUAGCCGAAGAUUUCGUCAACGAUAUUCAGGAAAAAGGCGGUAUUAUCACACUAGAAGAUUUAAGAAACUAUGAACCAGAGAAAAUGCGACCCGUGCACACCACAAUACUCGACAAAGACUUGUUCACCAUCCCGUUACCGGGCUCCGGUACGGCUCUGAUUUACCUCCUCAACAUCCUCGAAAAUUACCUGGACACCGACGACCAACUCACGACGAAGAACUACCAAAGGAUCGUGGAAUCGAUGAAGUUCGCCUACGGCGAGAGGAGCAACUUGGGCGACGGAAACUUCGUCGAGGGCAUGGAGGAGUUCGUGGAGAAAUUGGUGUCCAAAGAAUUCGCCGAAGAGACUAGAUCGAGAAUAUUCGACGACAGAACCUUCGGCGAUCCCGCUCAUUACGGAUCGGACGUGGGAUCUGAGGCUGAUCAUGGUACUGGUAACGUCUGCGCGUGGGGUCCGAGUGGCGAUGGAAUUUCCAUAACCAGCAGCGUUAACAACGUUUUUGGGGCGAGAUUCGGAUCUGAAACCACCGGGAUAAUCCUCAACAACUCAAUGGACGAUUUCUCCAGUCCUGGCGUCACCAACGAUUACGGAUAUCCUCCGGCUCCUGCUAAUUUCAUAGCGCCAGGCAAGCGACCUCUAUCGUCCAUGUGCCCUUCGAUAAUUUUGGAUAAAUACGGUGAUAUAUUCAUGGUCGUAGGAGGAGCAGGAGGCAGUAAAAUUUUGUCCAGCGUAGCUCAAGUAAUUUUAAACAGGCUCUACUUUAACCUAGACGUCGCGAGUGCUUCCCAUAUGAAGAGAAUCCACCACCAGCUCAUUCCCAUGAAUCUCCACAUGGAAGACGACUGGUUAAAAGAAGAUCAGGACGUCGUACAAGGAUUGAUAGAUAUCGGGCAUAAUAUAACUUUUAGCUCCAAUAAUGGCUUCGUGGCCGUCACUACCAUUUCCGUGGACGAUGAAAAUCCAGGUGAAAUCGUCGGAGUGCACGAUAGAAGGCGAAAGGGAUCCGUGGCUUAUUUGAAAUGAUGUGUUUUUGAUUAAAA
Phyllotreta striolata is the source of this 1732-nucleotide messenger RNA. The record is from the annotation of a GenBank genome assembly. NCBI's taxonomy places the organism in Eukaryota, Metazoa, Arthropoda, Insecta, Coleoptera, Chrysomelidae.